Molecule: messenger RNA, 3213 nt
Organism: Scatophagus argus
Lineage: Eukaryota; Metazoa; Chordata; Actinopteri; Scatophagidae
Gene: tob1a
Product: transducer of ERBB2, 1a
Exons: 2
Coding region: 1236-2261 (341 amino acids)
Biological process (GO): regulation of gene expression
Cellular component (GO): cytoplasm; nucleus
Molecular function (GO): transcription corepressor activity
Source: RefSeq, a predicted model, not a curated record
UUUUGCUUGUCAUGUAUUUAAUAUUGUCUUUAUUUUGCUCGCUGUCGUACUGUAGCUCUAUACAUAGUUACUAAGCUGAUUUGCUGCGUCAGUCCAAGUUAGGGAGGGGUGUGUGUGUGUAUGUGUGUUUGUGCAAUCUCGUCCGUGCGAUAAAGUAUUAACUAUUUCUCUUAUUUUCUCAUCUCGGUCAAAAAAUGACAACAUUAUUCGCCCAGAAACUCGAAAUGCGUAUAUGUACUCGAGAACUGGCACAGUAGCCUUCCGUAUCGUAUUUCAUUGUGUAUUUUCAUUUCCGUCAGCACAGGCUGUUGUCGCUUUAACAUUUUAUUCUUGAAUAGGCUGUUCUGUGAAACUGAAACUGUUUUCCCUUUAACUUAAUUAAACGAGUAAAAUGAAUCGAGACCUGUAGCCAUUUCGCAACUGAGAGGAGUCUUCUCCGGGGUAGUGAAGAAAGCGACAGCACAAAACGUUACACUUACAUCCCAGUGAAGAUUAUGCUUCUAUAAAUGAGGAAAUGAAUCACUUUUAGGUAUGCUAUUUAAAGAGCCCCGUCAAGCUCACUGUGUGGUUCCCUCCAGCCAGCUCUUUUCAUCUGCGAGGAUUAUAUUAGCACAGCCUCUUUAUUAGAAUUGGGCUUUAUAAUUUGCCCUAUUUAUAUUGUAUCCAAUUUAACGUAUUUAGAAUAGGAUGGUUUUAAUUGCUCUGUGUAGAUCGCCACAGUGCUUUACGUGUCAUUUUGACAUUAUUUUUUUUAAGGUAGGAACCUUUCCGACUAAUCGGCGAUGCCGUUCGCAUAUCAAAGCGACCCCCGCUGACACAAGCUAAAGCUUUGAAGUCCACCCAAAUCAUUUCCUCGUUAAUUCAUCCUCCACUGGGCAUCGUUGACGAGGCAUUUCACCCGUGAAGUUUGUCGUUUACGUUGAUUAAAUGUAACCACCUCGCGUUCGUUUUCCUGUCUCGUGCUGUAUGGAGGCUAUCCAGUAGCCUAUUAUGUAACAGGAUUCCCGAGUCGGAGUGCGAGGAAAACAUUAUCACACCCUGUGGAAGAACAUCACUUCUUCAAAACCAGCACUUUUGCUUUUCAUCCUGUUUUGUCCAAGUUCUGAUUGCUUUCGCCAGCCUGCCUGGAGAGCAUCUGUUUUGCCAACCACGGAUAAACAAAGCAGACCCAGUGGACACACUCAAGGUCAGACACACCUAAUCUUCACGCACCUGGUAAACUUCAGCAGUUAGCUAUGCAGCUUGAAAUCCAAGUAGCUCUCAACUUCAUCAUCUCGUAUCUGUAUAACAAGCUGCCAAGGCGGCGUGUCAACAUUUUUGGCGAGGAGCUGGAGAGGCAGCUGAAGCAGAAAUAUGAGGGACACUGGUACCCAGACAAGCCAUACAAGGGCUCAGGAUUCAGAUGUAUCCAUGUGGGGGAGAAGGUGGACCCUGUGGUGGAGAAGGCAGCCAAAGAGAGCGGGCUGGACAUUGAGGAUGUCCGCAACAACCUGCCCCAGGACCUCAGUGUGUGGAUCGACCCAUUUGAGGUGUCCUAUCAGAUCGGGGAGAAGGGGCCCGUCAAAGUGUUGUAUGUUGACGACAGCAAUGAAAGUGGAGCUAAUAGCGGGGGGCUUGAUCUGGACAAGGAGAUCAAGAACAGUUUCAAUCCCGAUGCACAGGUCUUCAUGCCCAUCAAUGAGCCUGUGAACGGAGCCUCUCCAGGCUCCAGCUCACCUUCUCCUCCUUUCGGCCACUCGGCAGCCGUUAGCCCCACCUUUAUGCCCCGCUCCACACAGCCUUUAACCUUCACAACAGCCACCUUCGCCGCAACCAAGUUUGGCUCCACUAAGAUGAAGAGCAGCGGACGCAACAACAAUGGCGGGAGUAGUGCUGGCAACAAGGUGGCACGUACCUCUCCCACCAACCUGGGCCUGAAUGUGAACAGUCUCCUGAAACAGAAAGCCAUCUCCACCUCCAUGCACUCUCUGUACGGGUUGGGCCUUGGCGUGCAGCAGCAGCAGCAGCACCAGAAGCCCUCAGCCCUGUCCCCCAAUGCCAAGGAGUUUGUGUUCCCCAGCCUUCAGGGCCAGGGCAGCCAGAGUGCUCUCUUUCCUGGGGACAGCUCACUCAGCCUCAGCCCACUGCAGUACAGCAAUGCCUUUGACGUGUUUGCGGCCUAUGGUGGCCUUAACGACAAGUCCGUUAUGGAUGGCUUGAAUUUCAGCUUGAACAACAUGCAGUAUUCUAACCAGCAAUUCCAGCCAGUUAUGGCCAAUUAGUACACGUAAAGGUACUACUUAAGCUACUACUUAAGACAGAAAUGACCAGAGAUAAUGUGAUGGGGGGUGGGGGGACAAAUACAAAUGCACAUUUCAAAAAAAAAAAAGAAAAAAGUAUAAACAAGAACAGAAUGUCAAGGAAAAAAAGGAAGAAGUGACUUGUCAGCUGUAAGAUCUAUGUUACGAGUCUAAGAGCAUGAGCCCGAGGGUGAAUUACUUUGCCCCCUUGAGUUAUACCUUUAGUACAAGAUGUCCAAGCUUGGUUUUCUAAACUUCAACAUGCAUCAUUGUUAUUUCUUUUGCCAACCAAGCACAAAUUAUUAUUAUUUUUUUUUAUGUGACUGUUUUAAGAUAUGAAAAAAGACAAAAAAACACCACCACAAGUCAUGGCCUCUUUCAGUAUUUAAACAUAACUGGACACCGCCAAUUUUUCAAGAGAUUGGCAUAAAUAAGUGGGAUUUCCUGGUCUUUUUUCUAAUUGUAUAAUUUAAUUUAGUACAGAGUUUGUAAAAUAUCAGAGUAUCUAUUGUUUCUACGACAUGGUAUUGCAUUUAUAUCUUUUUACUACUCCAGUGAUCUGUGAUGGCUGCAGCAACUUUAUGUUUUCUUUUUUUAUUGAAAUUAUAAAAUGAAUCCAUCUUAAAAAAGAAAAACAACAACAAAAAAAAACAAAAAACAUUGACUAUUCUCAAGAUUGUGUACAGAAUAUUCCGUAGUGGUGGGAUUUAAGAAUAUUUGCUUUUUUUGAAAAACAUAAGAGUUGUAUUUUCUGUUAAGAGUUUAAAGAUUUUUGCUAUAUUAUGGACAAAAUGUAAUCGUAUAUUAAUUUUGUACCUACAUUGUGCAAUACUUGAUAAAACAAACGGUAUAACAAAGUAUUUGGAGUCAGUGUCUUACAUGUUAAGAGGGACUGAUAGUUUAUUAAGUUUGUAUUAAAAAAACUUGAAAAUAA